Messenger RNA from Penicillium cataractarum, 2115 nucleotides. RefSeq names its product Kelch repeat-containing protein. Lineage: Eukaryota; Fungi; Ascomycota; Eurotiomycetes; Eurotiales; Aspergillaceae. The coding region runs from base 1 to 2115 and encodes 704 amino acids. The record is from RefSeq and is a predicted model, not a curated record. The transcript has 7 exons.
AUGUGCACCUGGCAAAACUUGAGAGCCAACAUCCUUCGCGACACAAUUUACCUUGACGGCGGUCAUAUUUGGUUACAACAAGGAUUUGACGAUGGUUGUGUUAAUUAUGCGGCUGAUAACAGUUUCGAGGGCUACAUCUAUACCCUCGACCUUGGGACUUCGUUCAACACCAGUUCGAAUUUCACCGACGUCCUCCAAAAUCAAACCGUCGCCGGUGGCACUGCCAGUAAUCUGGCCCCCAACUACAUCGACGGUGUGAUGUUUUCAAACGAGAACGAGUUCUAUCUCUAUGGAGGAAUGAUUCCUUUGACGGACAACAGCGAUCCACCGCCUGCUGAUGAGGUCCUCGGAUAUGAAGGUUACCAGUAUGGCGCCUACCGCAACAUUUGGCAGCCCGGUUGGCAUAAAGAAGACCUCCCCACUAAUGUCACGCGGUAUAUCACCAAUGGCGCUGGAGUCUCAUCGCCAAGUGAGAACUUGGGCUUUUACUUCAGUGGAAUGCGCGCUGCGAACUGGGGCGCAUUCACAUACGACCAGUUCAACGCCAACGUCACAGCGGACACGCUGAUAACUGUGGAUAUGUCCAUAAUGGGCAAUUCGAGUUGGACAAACACCACUCUGCCCCCUAACAUCCCUGGACGUGCAAAUGCCGAGCUAGUCUGGGUGCCCGUCUCCGACUCCGGUGUGUUGGUGGCCAUUGGAGGAGUCGUGGACCCAGUCCAGUUCUACCAGAACACCGGACUGAACACCACACAGACCGCGGAGAGCAAGAAGAUCAGCCCGACCUUCAUGGAGACAGUCUCCGUCUACGAUGUCAAAAGUCAGAAGUGGUACAUGCAGAACACGACGGGCGAUACGCCGCCUCAAUUGACGCAGUUCUGCUCUGUCUUGGCUAGCGCAUCGGAUGGCUCUUCGCAUAACAUCUACAUCUAUGGAGGGUACAAUGGUAUUGAUUUGGACAGUGCUGCGUCAGAUGAUGUCUAUAUCUUGUCGCUCCCGUCUUUCACGUGGAUCAAAGCCUACAGCGGCAAUAACACGCACGGGCGUAGCGGGCACCGCUGCAUCAAGGUAUAUCCAGACCAAAUGCUGUCGCUUGGAGGUGUUCAUGUGUCUUCCACCGAUUGUGUGGAAGGAGGAAUUGUUGUGAACUUCAAUUUGAACAAUCUCACCUUUGAGGAGAGCUACGACCCGAAGAAAUGGAGCGACUAUAAGGUACCAGACAUUGUGACAGCGAAGAUUGGCGGAAGCUCCUCGGGCGGUGCAACCACUACCAAGCCCUCGUCAUGGACCAACUCCUCUCUUGCCGCUAUCUUCGACAAGAAAUACUCCAAGACUAUCACCACAUACUGGCCAUAUAAUAGCACAAAUACUACGAGCACCGACACAUCAACCCACAAGAGCGGCGGCCUACCCAAAUGGGCCGCAGCAGUGAUCGGUGUACUCGUUGGACUGUUCGUCGUCGCCCUCCUCCUCUUCGGGUGGUGGUUCUGGCGUCGCCGCCGUCGCCAGCGUCCUGAAAGUGUCACACCUAGCUUCGGCAAGACACCUGGUGCCAGAGAGGCCGAUAGCACAGAAGUGCGUCAAUUAAUGUACGGCAGCGGUCCAACCUCUCCGAUGCCUGGGCCCCAAUCGACAUCGACAGGCCUGGAGUCCAGGGUGAACGAGUCCUCCGUACAAGAUUCCGUGCAAACGUCGGUUUCGCCCCGCACGGUGGAAUCAGGAGGAGGAACAGUAUACGAGAUGCAGGACUCUUCACCCGUUGAACUUGCCACGCCAUACAACGUCGCCUCAGAUACACCCGCUACAUCUCCAGCCUCAACACCAAUGCGGUCGCCAGUUUCGCCAGCAACUCCUGAAGGCGAGACGGCACACUCCACACGUCCAGGGCACUACCGCAGCCCCUCGACAGCGUCCAGCGUGCCCUCCUUGUCAAUUGACAAUGUCAUUACUGGCCGCCAGUCGUAUUUCCAGGAGGCUUUUGAGACGAACAAGAGUGUCUCGAGAGCACGUCAUGGCUCUGAGAUUUCAGAGGUGAGUAUUAGUGAAGAGGAGAGGACAGAGAUCAGGGGCCAGACUAUUCAUGAGGAUGAACUGUAUAUUCGCAGUGGAGUUUAG